Molecule: messenger RNA, 1115 nt
Organism: Oryza sativa Japonica Group (Japanese rice)
Lineage: Eukaryota; Viridiplantae; Streptophyta; Magnoliopsida; Poales; Poaceae
Source: RefSeq, a predicted model, not a curated record
ACUGACGCGAAGAAAGCUAAAAGCUGGUGGAGGGAGACGCAGGUUCAGAUUAUACCAGUCCUAUGUCACUAAUGGGUGGACUCGACUUUGACAUAGGCUUUAGUUUUGAUAAGUUUGAGGAAAAUGUGAAAAGAUUCAUUGAGUUACCCAAAAACUAUCUCGAUACAGCUGUUGAUACAGCCGUUGAGUUUAUGGAAGACAUCCAUGAAAGAAUGUUUGCUCCUUCCCCUAGUGAUGAAGCACUGAAUAAAGCAAAUGAAAUACUGAAGGAUUCAUUCUAUGACAAUGUAAUCACUGGAUCAUCGGCAACAUCCGUUAGAAUGGAGUUCGUAGCUUCUAACAAGGAACUAUCUAGUCCCAGUACUUCCACUGUUACUGCUGAAGACAGUUUUGCAGGCUCAGUUGUUGCUGAUGCUCCCGAAACUGAAUCAAUUUUAACGAAAAGUCCAGAAAGCGAUUCUUCUGAAGGGGGUAAUAUAGAAGUGAAUGAACAGUGCAUGUUGCCCGUGGACACCUCAGCAGCUGAAAUAUCAGGUGGGAAAUCUAUUGAUGUCGAUGAGGAAGUUCUUUCAGGCAAUUCAGAGAAGCCCUCGGAUUCCUGCACAUCUGAAGACCCAAUUUCAAUUGGGAAGGAAUUAAUUUUAUGGAGGAAACCUUUAGAACCGCAAUCACCUGAAUCUUCUGCUUUUGAUGACGCAAUUAUUCCUGAAGGGACUAUUGUAAAUUGUGAAGAGCCAGAACACAGUACAAAGGACACUGAAGAAUCAGGAAAGCAUGGUGACUUAUCAAAAUUUUCCGGCGUGACUAUCUCGCAUGAUUUGACCACAGACAUGUCCAACGAUGACGAUUCAAAUGUGUGGCUUGAUAUAGACCUCCAGGAUGAUCAGGAGCAGACAGAGGCAGAUGUCUCCCCGGUUCGUCAACCAAAGAAGACAUCAUUCAAGAAAAAAAUGAUGAGAAGCUUAGCGAAUAAAUUCCGGUGGUCGAAGAAGGAGAGGAAUUUGAACCAGGCAGAAGCAGGAAAUGUCAGGUAUCAAGCAGUUUCAUCCUCGGAUGAUCUGGAGGAUGAUUGGGAACUCUUGUAAAUCUUCAGAAAGCUCCAUAUCUGCUGUUAA